Molecule: messenger RNA, 831 nt
Organism: Zymoseptoria tritici IPO323
Lineage: Eukaryota; Fungi; Ascomycota; Dothideomycetes; Mycosphaerellales; Mycosphaerellaceae
Exons: 5
Coding region: 1-648 (215 amino acids)
Biological process (GO): vesicle-mediated transport
Cellular component (GO): membrane
Source: RefSeq, a predicted model, not a curated record
AUGGCUUCCUCGUCGUUCAGAGACAGCAUGAACAACCUGGGAUGGUCACGUCGCGAAGAGCCCGCCAACACGACAUCACAAACCUCCCUCCUGGGCUCAAUACAAAAGUAUAAUCCUUUCAGCAACGAAGGCAAUGUACGACUACCCACACAUGAAGGCGAGGGUCCCGGUGCCCCAUUGCCCGCGCGGACGCGAAGAGAGGAGGAAGAAGGCUGGUUUGCACUAAGUCGAUGGGAUCGCCUAUUACUCUUUGGUGGCCUCAACCUGGCCGCCAUUGCCUUGUUCGUUGUUUGCUUCACGCUUCUGCCCGUCUUGAGCUUGCGUCCGCGCAAGUUCGCAAUACUAUGGACAAUGGCCUCGGUGCUCUUCUUGAGCUCUUGGGCAGUCAUGAUGGGCCCGAUCAUCUACGUCCGCCACCUAAUCUCGCAGGAGCGACUACCCUUCACCGCGACCUAUCUGGGUAGCAUCGUGCUCACGCUCUACUUCGCGAUGGGGCUGAAAUCCACUGUCCUCACCCUCUUCUCUUCGAUUGUACAAAUGGUUGCGCUGGUGUGGUAUCUCGUGAGCUAUUUCCCGAUGGGCUCGACGGGUUUGAGGUUUGCGGCGAAUUUUGGGAUCAGUCGUGUGACUGGGUGGAUGGGCGAUUGAUCGAGCGGAGCGACAGAUUGUGAAGGGAUCAAGAGAAAAAGUGAAGGGAAACCAGCAGAACGUGGUCGCAUUACGGUUGAUAGAUCGAACCGGUGAGUGCAGACAUACAGAGGCGUGGAGACUUGACAAGGAACAGAUUGAAUCUAUCGUGAAUAGACGUAGAGAGUGUCUGCAAAUGAUGGG